Molecule: messenger RNA, 2589 nt
Organism: Cajanus cajan (pigeon pea)
Lineage: Eukaryota; Viridiplantae; Streptophyta; Magnoliopsida; Fabales; Fabaceae
Product: putative polyamine transporter At1g31830
Biological process (GO): transmembrane transport
Cellular component (GO): membrane
Molecular function (GO): transmembrane transporter activity
Source: RefSeq, a predicted model, not a curated record
UUAUUUUUCACUGGCGCACACUGGUUCACAGAAUCACGUGAUGAUGAUCUGUAAUAUCGGUUCUUGCAUUAAUUUAUUAUACAUUUAGUAUGUGUUUAUUUUUUUUUAAAUACUGUAUAUAUUAAUAGUAAAAUAUAUUUUCUUGUUAAAAAUUAUACACUGUCAUUUUUUUUUCCUUAUUUGGAUCCAUGAAUUUGUACACUUACGAAGUAUAAACCAUUUAUCUUUGUGUGUGUUCCCAGAAUCCCAAACCACUAUUGUUGCUAAAGAAUGCUUGUCGGAGAAAGAAAAAGUUGGGAACAAAAGCUAAUAUUAUUUGUCUUACUAACAAAGGAUUAAGGACAUAUAUAAAAUUUAAAAUAAUUUUUAAGGAUGUAUUAGCAAUUUGUAAAAUUUUAUUAAUAUUAGAUAUACUAUUGAUUAAAGGUAAUUAAUCUACCCUUUUAUUAUUUUAUUAUUGUAUUUAAUGGUUGUGAAUAAUGGUCCACCUAUAGACCAUUUAAUUGGUCUUCCACGGUAGAAUUUAUCCUUGAUUUUAAUAUUAAACAAAUUAAAAGCUCAAAGAACAAAACUAAAAUAAUUAAAAAAUCAUCUGUUUAUAGAGAAGUCAUUUGCUUAUAACUUAAGAGAAUCUCAGGUUUCAAAAAAAAAAAAAAUCAUAUACCAUCGCAAUAAAAAGGGCAUUCAUAUAGCUUUUCGUUCCUUAAUUCCUUUUUUCUUUGAACUUUCAUCGUUUCAUUCUUCCUUCGGUUGUUUUUGUUUGUGAGUGUACACGCAUGCUAGCUUUCCUUCGACGCUGGAUUCCACGAUGGAGGAUGUUAUCUACACCACCCUGACGGGAUAGCAAUUCGUUCAUGAAAUUGAGGACUGUUGCUGCUAAUAGACAAGCUUCUAUGGGGGAGUUCACCGAGGGUGAGUAUGUUACUGUCGGUGAAUUACCUUCUCCAAGGGCAAAUCACUCGCGGAAAGUUUCAGUUCUUCCUCUCGUGUUUCUCAUCUUCUAUGAAGUUUCAGGGGGUCCUUUUGGGGUGGAGGAUACUGUGAAUGCAGCUGGUCCUCUGUUAGCCCUCCUUGGAUUCUUGCUUUUUCCAUUGAUAUGGAGUGUUCCCGAGGCUUUGAUUACUGCUGAGAUGGGUACCAUGUUCCCCGAAAACAGUGGUUAUGUGGUUUGGGUUUCCUCUGCAUUGGGUCCCUAUUGGGGGUUUCAGCAGGGUUGGAUGAAAUGGCUGAGUGGGGUGAUAGACAAUGCUUUAUACCCAGUUUUGUUUCUUGAUUAUCUGAAGUCAGGAAUCCCAGCUUUAGGUAGUGGUUUGCCUAGAGUUGUUGCAACAUGGGGUCUCACUAUAGUUCUCACUUACUUGAACUAUAGGGGUAUGACCAUUGUGGGAUGGGUUGCUGUUUGUUUGGGUGUUUUCUCGCUCCUCCCUUUUGUAGUUAUGGGAUUGUUGGCAAUUCCAGACAUAGAGCCUUCAAGAUGGGCUGUGACAAAUCUAAAUGAUAUUAACUGGAAUUUGUAUCUGAAUACUCUGUUUUGGAAUCUUAACUAUUGGGACUCCAUAAGUACUCUUGCUGGAGAAGUGGAAAAUCCAAAGAAAACUCUUCCAAGGGCGUUGUUUUAUGCUGUGAUCUUAGUAGUUCUGGGGUACUUCUUUCCUCUUCUUAUUGGUACUGGUGCUGUUGCUGUCGAUCGGCAGUUGUGGACGGAUGGCUACUUCUCAGAUAUUGCCUUGAUUAUUGGAGGAGCAUGGUUGAGAUGGUGGCUUCAGGCUGCUGCCGCAAUGUCAAACAUGGGAAUGUUUGUUGCUGAAAUGAGCAGUGAUGCUUUCCAGCUUCUAGGGAUGGCCGAGAGGGGAAUGUUGCCUGAGUUCUUCGGCAAGCGAUCUCGCCACGGAACACCUCUCAUAGGAAUCCUCUUUUCAGCUUCUGGUGUGAUUUUACUGUCAUGGCUGAGCUUUCAAGAAAUUGUAGCUGCAGAAAAUUUCCUGUACUGUUUUGGAAUGAUUUUGGAGUUUAUCGCAUUCAUUCUGUUGAGGAUCAAACAUCCCAACGCCUCUCGGCCUUACAAGAUACCAGGAGGAACGGCCGGAGCAAUUCUCAUGUGUAUUCCUCCUACAAUAUUGAUUUGUGUCGUGUUGUUUUUCUCCUCCGUUAAAGUAAUGGUUAUAAGCCUUAUUGCUAUGGCAAUUGGCCUUGUGAUGCAGCCUUGCCUCAAAUAUAUGGAGAAAAAGAGAUGGAUGAAGUUUUCCCAUAGUUCUGAUCUCCCUGCUUUUGGGAAUCAGGAGGAUACUCGCUCUUUGGUGAAUUAAUCUGUGUUGUUUCAAUAAUACGGAGAGGAUUUGCUCGUCAAGGUCUUUAAGCAUGCAAGUUUUAAAUUCUCUGAACACGACCACCAUAGAACGGAAGCUUUGUAUCAUCCUACACCUUUGGUAAUUCAGCUAUUUGUUUAUGUUUUUAGUUUGAUCAAUAGAUGGCAAUUAGAAACGUGGAAGCUAGUAUUUAGAAUGUUUUGAGAAAUGCUAUUAUUUGUUAUAAGUAAAUUCUGUUAUCAAUUGACAAGAAAAAAAUAAAGAUAGUGACUUUUUUCUUUAA